This is a messenger RNA of Daphnia magna, 1827 nucleotides long. RefSeq lists its product as uncharacterized. NCBI's taxonomy places the organism in Eukaryota, Metazoa, Arthropoda, Branchiopoda, Diplostraca, Daphniidae. The coding region runs from base 1 to 1827 and encodes 608 amino acids. The record is from RefSeq and is a predicted model, not a curated record. The transcript has 4 exons.
AUGGAUCAAAUGAAAAAUAAAACGAAGAAAUCGAAAAAUGGUUACAGAUGGCACCAAGAGGUGAUCCGGCAAUGCAUAAUUCUACAAGCUAGAAGUCCGGGAGCUUACGAAUGCCUUCGCAAAUCCGGGAUGGUCAUCCUUCCUUCCCCUAAAACACUUCGAAGCUACCUCGGCUCAUCGACAAUGGAUGUUGGUGUUACAGACAUCGUCAAGGAAGCAAUGAAAGCCAAAAUUGAAGAGCUGGGAGGCGGACUUGGGAUACAUGUGAACAUCGCCUUGGAUGAAGUGGCAAUUAAACCAAAUGAGACCUACGUUAAACAUGCCGACAAGCUUGUGGGCCACGUCGACAUGGCCGGCAUCGUUGAAGCUAAGGAUAAAGAGAAGCUAGCUAAUAAAUUGCUUACGUUUGCAAUUAAUGGCCUUGCCAACUCUUUCUGUAUCAUCGUUGGAUAUUUUCUAGUCAACAAGAUGACAGCAGAAGAGCUGAGCAAGUUGACGCUACACUUCAUCAAAAGAUUACACUUCAAACAGAAACUCAUGGUGCUGAAAUUCGUGAAGAAACUAAGUAAAAGACACCUAGAGCCAACUACAAUUGAACGUCAAAACGUUCAAAGGGCAUUGGACAUAUUCAGCAGGCCUAUGGUAGCUGCGCUAGAAGCGCUACGCAGAAGACAUACAUCCGGAUUUAUGGGCUCGGAGGAAACUAUUUCGUUCAUGUGCAAGAUGAUAAAAUGGUUCGAAAUACACGACAUCUCGAACCUAACACAAGGGAAAUAUCAAAGGCUUCCAAAUAAAGCGCCUUUUUAUUCUAGCGCAGACGCGAGAGUCAAAUGGCUCCAAGACUUUUUGCAAUGGCUAAUCGACUGGAAAAAAUCUGUCAUCGACAAAGAACAUUUCCUCACUGCAGAAACAUUUGCAGCGAUUGAAAUUACAACGAAAUCAACGAUAGCAAAAAUUUCCUAUUUGCUGGAUACUGCCGGAUUUAAAUUCGUCCUGACUCGGAAAUUCAAUAGCGAUAACCUUGAGAGAAAGUUUAGCGCUUUGCGUCAGGCAAACGGAGGAAACUACAACAUGGAAGCGAAAGCGGCCAUUUACGGGGUAGAGAAAUUGCUGAGAACGGGAAUAACGUACUGUGCAAUUAAUUGCAACGUGUCCCUAACACGAGAAAAGCAGCAAAGAGCCAACAAAAAAUUCUUACGUGCAACUUCCGUGAAAGUCCCUAAGAAGAGAGCUCUCGACGUCCUCCUCCAACUUGAAGCCGAACAGCUUGCUGUGCUAGAUGAGUUGAAACGUCCAGCAGUUUACGGGACAGAUAGAGAAUGCGACGAUAAAUUGUCGACUGCAGUGACCGCUGGAUUUCUUCUACUAGUUCUUGAGGAACGCGAAAUAUGCGUAGAAUGCAAGGAAGGUCUUAGGCACACCAACAUCAACGACCCGGAAGCAGACGCUGUCAACACUUUGAAUGAGUGCCUAGAUCGUGGCGGACUGAAUAUACCUUCAAAGGAAUUUGUGGAAAGGAUGUGGACCAUUUACAGAUUUGUUGAAGGUUCCAUGACAAAAUUACUCAACACAAAAAAGAUUCGUGAAGAUCUUGUCACUUUUCUUGUGCCACACGUUUCUGGCUGUGCGACGUUUUGCUGUAAGCGUGGACAACAACUGCCUCCUUCACAUAAACAUAAUGGACGACUUGCAAUUCUGGUGUUGUGGAAGUUCAUAACUCCUAUGCUAAAUGCUUACGCAGCCACAGCAACAGAUUGUCAAACGAAGGCUCCCACUGUGUCAAAAAAUAAGAUUAACAACAGGAAAUACAAUACGCUAACAACAUAA